Lolium rigidum is the source of this 1325-nucleotide messenger RNA. Its product is annotated as eukaryotic translation initiation factor 2 subunit alpha homolog. Gene Ontology annotation, molecular function: translation initiation factor activity; ribosome binding; RNA binding. Gene Ontology annotation, cellular component: eukaryotic translation initiation factor 2B complex; eukaryotic 48S preinitiation complex; eukaryotic translation initiation factor 2 complex. The transcript has 5 exons. The coding region runs from base 34 to 1053 and encodes 339 amino acids. The record is from RefSeq and is a predicted model, not a curated record. Lineage: Eukaryota; Viridiplantae; Streptophyta; Magnoliopsida; Poales; Poaceae.
AACCCCGUCUCCGACCGCCCUCCGGCCGCCGCGAUGCCGAACCUCGAGUGCCGGAUGUACGAGCCGCAGUUCCCGGAGGUGGACGCGCCGGUGAUGAUCCAGGUGAAGCACAUCGCCGACAUGGGCGCCUACGUCUCGCUGCUCGAGUACAACAACAUCGAGGGCAUGAUCCUCUUCUCCGAGCUCUCCCGCCGCCGCAUCCGCUCCAUCUCCUCCCUCAUCAAGGUCGGCCGCCAGGAGCCCUCCAUGGUGCUCCGUGUCGACCGCGACAAGGGCUACAUCGAUCUCUCCAAGCGCCGGGUCUCCGAGGAGGAGGCGCUCACCUGCGAGGACCGCUACAACAAGUCCAAGCUCGUGCACUCCAUCAUGCGCCACGCCGCCGAGACGCUCGAGGUCGACCUCGAGCCCCUCUACGAGCGCAUCGGCUGGCCCCUCUACCGCAAGUACGGCCACGCCUUCGAGGCCUUCAAGCUCAUCGUCACCGACCCCGACGGCGUGCUCGACGUCCUCACCUACGAAGAGAAGGAGAUUGGACCCGAUGGCCAGGAGGUGACUAAAGUUGUACCGGCUGUCACUCCUGAGGUUAAGGAUGCCCUGGUGAAGAACAUAAGGAGGAGAAUGACGCCACAGCCACUCAAGAUCCAAGCUGAUGUUGAAAUGAAAUGCUUCCAGUUUGAUGGUGUUCUCCACAUUAAGGAAGCCAUGAAGAAAGCUGAAGCUGCUGGAAAUGCUGAUUGCCCUGUGAAGAUUAAGUUAGUUGCUCCUCCGCUCUAUGUUCUGACCACACAGACACUUGACAAGGAACAGGGGAUCGCAGUUUUGACAAAUGCAACCAAAGUUUGCGCUGAGACAAUUGAAAAGCACAAGGGGAAAUUGGUGGUGAAGGAAGCAGCUAGAGCCGUGAGCGAGAGAGAUGAUAAACUAUUUGCGGAUACAAUCGCUAAGCUGAAGUUAGCAGGUCAGGAGGUUGAUGGCGACGAGGACAGCGAGGAGGAGGAAGACACUGGAAUGGGCGAUGUGGAUUUUACAAAACCUGGUGUUGGUACAGACUGAAUCUCCUCUGGUACUACACUAGUUGUAGUUGGAUGAGAUUACUUGUACAGCAGCGCCAACAAGAAAAGAAUAUGUUAAGAAGGAUGUUUGGUUGCUCCUGUUUGUGGAGGCAGAUUACUCCAUUAGAUGGUGGUGGUUAUGGUUUCAGUUGUAGGCUACCUGUAGUUUUGAUUUGGUUUGGUUUUCUUGGAACGCUAAUGCUGAAUGCUGUUAGUUUCACUCUUGCCACAUGUUUUGAUCAACAUUUAUAUACUUACAUGAAAUUUUCCUCA